GCCGCUGAGAAGGGAAAGCCCACCAUCUACCACCUGCAGCCAUGGAAGGGGGUGUGCAGCUCCUCAACCGCGACGGCCACAGCAUCUCCCACAACUCCAAGCGGCACUAUCACGACGCCUUCGUGUGCAUGAACCGCAUGCGUCAGCGUGGGCUGCUCUGCGACAUUGUGCUCCACGUGGGCACCAAGGAAAUCAAGGCCCACAAGGUGGUGCUGGCGUCCUGCAGCCCGUACUUCCACGCCAUGUUCACAAAUGAGAUGAGUGAGAGCCGCCAGACCCACGUGACGCUGCACGACAUUGACCCGCAGGCCCUGGAGCAGCUGGUGCAAUAUGCUUACACGGCCGAGAUUGUGGUGGGCGAGGGGAAUGUGCAGACACUUCUUCCUGCUGCCAGCCUGCUUCAGCUCAACGGUGUGCGGGAUGCUUGCUGCAAGUUCCUACUCAGCCAGCUUGACCCAUCCAACUGCCUGGGGAUCCGGGGUUUUGCUGACACGCACUCCUGCAGCGACCUCCUCAAGUCUGCGCACAAGUAUGUCCUCCAACACUUCGUGGAGGUGUCCAAGACAGAGGAGUUCAUGUUGCUGCCUCUUAAACAGGUGCUGGACCUCAUUUCUAGUGACAGCCUCAAUGUGCCAUCGGAGGAGGAGGUGUACCGGGCUGUGCUCAGCUGGGUCAAACACGAUGUAGACAGCAGAAGACAGCAUGUCCCUAGGCUUAUGAAGUGCGUGCGACUGCCCCUGCUGAGCCGGGACUUCCUCAUGAGCAACGUGGACACAGAGCUGCUGGUGCGGCAUCACUCGGAGUGCAAGGACCUGCUGAUCGAAGCCCUCAAGUACCACCUCAUGCCGGAGCAGAGAGGGGUCCUUAGCAACAGCAGGAGGGUAAGGCCCCGCCGCGCGCUCACGUACACGCAGACCCCUUCCCAGGGCCUUGGACUGUUGCUUGCUCUGUUUGCCGUCCUGUGCGCAGGUGGGGGGAGCCUGUUCGCCAUCCACGGGGACUGCGAGGCCUAUGACACGCGGACGGAUCGGUGGCACAUGGUGGCCUCCAUGUCGACCCGCAGGGCCAGAGUGGGCGUUGCUGCCAUUGGGAACAAGCUGUAUGCCGUGGGCGGCUACGAUGGGACCUCUGAUCUGGCCACAGUGGAGUCCUAUGAUCCUGUCACCAAUUCCUGGCAACCUGAGGUGUCCAUGGGCACCAGGAGGAGCUGCCUGGGUGUAGCAGCGCUUCACGGGCUUCUCUAUGCUGCUGGGGGGUACGAUGGGGCCUCGUGCCUGAACAGCGCAGAGCGGUACGACCCUCUGACAGGCACCUGGACAUCCAUCGCUGCCAUGAGCACCAGGAGGCGCUACGUCCGGGUGGCAACGCUAGAAGGCAACCUCUAUGCUGUUGGGGGAUAUGACAGCUCAUCCCACUUAGCCACAGUAGAAAAGUAUGAGCCCCAGAUCAACACCUGGACACCCAUUGCCAAUAUGCUAAGCCGCCGGAGCAGCGCAGGAGUGGCCGUGCUGGAGGGGAUGCUCUAUGUGGCUGGUGGCAAUGACGGGACCAGCUGCCUUAACUCUGUUGAGCGCUACAACCCCAAAACCAACACAUGGGAGAGCGUGGCGCCCAUGAACAUCCGUAGGAGCACCCACGACCUGGUGGCCAUGGAUGGGUGGCUGUACGCAGUGGGCGGCAACGAUGGGAGCUCCAGCCUAAACUCCAUCGAGAAGUACAACCCCCGUACCAACAAGUGGGUAGCAGCCUCGUGCAUGUUCACACGCCGGAGCAGCGUGGGGGUGGCUGUGCUGGAACUCCUCAACUUCCCGCCCCCCUCCUCGCCCACCCUGUCGGUGUCUUCGACGAGCCUUUGA
This is a messenger RNA of Pelecanus crispus (Dalmatian pelican), 1856 nucleotides long. The record is from RefSeq and is a predicted model, not a curated record. NCBI's taxonomy places the organism in Eukaryota, Metazoa, Chordata, Aves, Pelecaniformes, Pelecanidae.